Messenger RNA from Vigna umbellata (rice bean), 1588 nucleotides. RefSeq names its product scopoletin glucosyltransferase-like. The record is from RefSeq and is a predicted model, not a curated record. Lineage: Eukaryota; Viridiplantae; Streptophyta; Magnoliopsida; Fabales; Fabaceae. Gene Ontology annotation, molecular function: UDP-glucosyltransferase activity.
AGGGGCAAAGUUUACAUAGUUAUACUUAGUAAAGAGAAAAAUGGGUAGCAGUAUUGAACAGCAUAGUCUGCACAUUUUCUUCUUUCCCUUCUUGGCUUAUGGUCAUAUAAUACCAACAGUUGACAUGGCUAAAUUAUUUGCAGAAAAGGGUGUGAAGGCCACCAUUAUCACCACACCAGGCAACGCACCUUUUAUCUCUAAAGCCAUUGGAAAAGCAAAAACUGACAACGAGAUCCAGAUCCAAACCAUCAAGUUCUCUUCUGCAGAGGUUGGUUUACCUGAUGGCCUUGAAAUUACUGAUUCAAUCACUAACCCAUAUUUGAUUGAAAGUUUCUUUCUGGCCACCUCUUUGCUACAAGAGCCACUUGAACAACUAUUGCACGAGCAACGUCCAAAUUGCGUUGUUGCUGAUAUGUUCUUCCCAUGGGCAACUGAUUCUGCCGCCAAAUUUGGAAUUCCUAGGCUCGUCUUCCAUGGAACUAGUCUCUUUUCACUCUGUGCUACAACGUGUAUGCAACUUAUCGACCCUAACAACGAUGUUUCUUCCGAUUCUGAGUCACUCACCAUUCCUAAUCUUCCGGGUGAGAUUAAAAUAGCAAGGACGUCGUUGAGAUCUUAUGGCACGGGUGACCGAACGACCAUGAUCAAAUUGUUGAGGGAAGCAAACGAAUCAGAGUUGAGAAGCCAUGGGGUUGUUGUUAAUACCUUCUACGCACUCGAGAAGGAUUAUGCGGAUCUUUACAGCAAGGUGCUUGGAAGAAAAGCAUGGCAUAUUGGUCCCUUAUCUCUUUGCAACAGGGACGUCGAAGAAAAGGCGCACAGAGGAAAGGAGGCGUCUGUGCAUGAAUACGAGUGUCUAAAAUGGCUUGACACAAAGAAACCCAACUCAGUUGUUUAAGAAUGCUUUGGAAGAACAACACUGUUAUCUGAUUCUCGACUUAGAGAGAUUGCUAUUGGUCUCGAGGCUUCAGGGCAACCAUUCAUAUGGGUGGUGAGGAAAAGCAAAGAAGAUGAAGUUGAAUGGCUACCUGAUGGAUUUGAGAGAAGGAUGAAAGGGAAGGGAAUAAUCAUAAGAGGGUGGGCACCUCAAGUGUUAAUUCUUGAACACAAGGCAACGGGAGCAUUUGUGACCCAUUGUGGAUGGAAUUCAACCUUGGAAUCAGUGACUGCUGGGGUUCCCAUGAUAACAUGGCCAAUUUAUGCCGACCAAUUUUUCAAUGAGAAAUUGGUAACAGAAGUCCUUAAAAUUGGGGUACCUGUCGGUGCCAAAAAGUGGAAUGGAUUAGAAGGAGAUAGUGUUUCAUGGGAUGCGUUGGAGAAGGCAGUGAAGAGCAUAAUGACUGGGGAAGCAGCCAUUGUAAUGAGGAACAGCGCAAAGAACCUCUCGAAGCAGGCUAGGCUUGCCAUGGAAGAAGGAGGAUCCUCUGACUCUGAUUUGAUAGCUUUAAUUGAAGAAUUAAGUUCGAUGACUUUCUGACUUACCCGCCGUCACUGCAAGAUGCAUUGAUGAUCUAGACUAUCUAUUAAAGCAGGUUAUUGUUUUCAAAAUAAAUUUACUCUUAAGAACAUUAUGCAUAUGGUUUACUAG